ACCAACAAAAGAGAGAGUGGGGGAGAGAGAGAGAGCUAAGAGAGAAGAAUUCAGAUGGCAUCAAAGGCCUUCUUCAAGUCCUUCCUGAUCUCCUUCUACCGUUUCCUUCGUCGAAGGCUCUACAACCCACUCUUCCUCCACAGAAGAAGUCCCCAUGGAUCUUCCCACCUAAAGCUACCGAGGAGCCUCUCUAUGGAGCUCUCGGAACAAACACUAGUGUUUGAUGUGGAGGGAGGGCUCUUGAGGUCCUCCUCCACCUUUCCUUACUUCAUGCUUACGGCCUUGGAGGCUGGAAGCUUCUUGAGGGGCCUUAUCCUCUUGCUUUUAUACCCUCUACUCUGCUGUCUGAGCCAUGAGGUGGGGCUUAGAUUGAUGGUCAUGGUGUGCUUCUUUGGGAUAAGGAAGGAGGGGUUGAGGGUUGGAACAACAGUGCUUCCCAAGUUCUUCUUGGAGGAUGUGGGCUUGGAGGGUUUUGAUGUCUUGAGGAGGGGUAGAAGGAGGGUUUGUCAUACAUGCAUGCCAAGGGUCAUGGUGGAAGGGUUUCUCAAAGAUUACCUGGAGGUGGAGGUGGUAGUUGGGAGGGAGUUGAAGGAUUUUGGUGGGUAUUACACGGGGCUAAUGGAGGAGGAAACGAAGGUAUUGUUUGGUGAAGAAGAUACGGGUAGAGAUGCCUUUGGGUUUGGAAGCUGCAGCAACUCUUCUCGGCACCACCUUUUCUCUCAUUGCAAGGAAGUCCACCUGGUAACUGAAGCUGAGAAGAGGAGCUGGCAUGGCUUACCCAGAGAACAAUACCCAAAGCCCCUGGUGUUCCAUGAUGGCAGAUUGGCCUUCAGGCCAACCCCAAUGAACACACUUCUCAUGUUCCUCUGGCUACCCCUUGCCGUUCCCCUAUCCAUCUUUCGAUGCCUGGUCUUCUUGUUUCUGCCCUACAGCAUAUCCAUCCCCAUAGAAGCCUUCUUUGGGAUGAAGGGCAGGGCCAUAGAUCCCCCCAGCUUCAGCACUGAACGCCAGCCCGGCGGUCGCGGUCACCUCUACGUCUGCAACCACCGGACCCUCCUCGACCCGGUCUACAUCUCCGCCGCGCUCAACAAGCUCGUGACCGCCGUCACUUACAGCGUCAGCCCCAUCUCUGAAGCUUUGUCGCCGAUCAGAACGGUGCGGCUGACCCGAAACAAAGAGGAGGACAGGAGAAGAAUGGAGAGGCUGUUGAGCCAAGGAGACCUUGUGGUGUGCCCUGAAGGGACCACUUGCAGGGAACCGUAUCUUCUAAGGUUCAGUCCACUGUUUACGGAGUUGGCCGACGAGGUCAUCCCGGUGGCGCUGGUCACCAGAGUGAGCAUGUUUUAUGGCACGACGGCAGCCGGAUUCAAGUUCUUGGAUUCCUUCUACUUCCUCGCAAAUCCUUGCCCCGAGUAUGACGUCGAGUUCCUGGAGAACACACCGACGCGUUCCAUUGGUGGAAAGAGUUGCAGCACAUACCAAGUGGCCAACCAUGUCCAGAGAAAGAUCGGAAGUGCCCUGGGCUUCGAGUGCACAAAUCUCACCAGGAAGGACAAGUACCUCAUGCUUGCAGGCACCGACGGGAUCGUAAAAACAAAGCCAAAAAGACAAUGAUUCGGAUGCAUAAGAACCUCAUGAGGAUCAUCUGAGAAGGAUGCUUGAAUAUUAGCGUAUUAAUUUGUUCUUGUUUGGAUAAAGGUCGAAGCUUGUAUUUCUCCUUGGUGUUGUACUACCGCACGCUUGUUUAAUUAUUGUACUCAUUCUUUGAUCUGAAAGGGAAAGAAUGGAAAAGAAGGGGACAUAUUGUGAUAA
Phoenix dactylifera (date palm) is the source of this 1812-nucleotide messenger RNA. Its product is annotated as putative glycerol-3-phosphate acyltransferase 3. The record is from RefSeq and is a predicted model, not a curated record. Gene Ontology annotation, molecular function: phosphatase activity; glycerol-3-phosphate 2-O-acyltransferase activity. NCBI's taxonomy places the organism in Eukaryota, Viridiplantae, Streptophyta, Magnoliopsida, Arecales, Arecaceae. Gene Ontology annotation, biological process: cutin biosynthetic process. Gene Ontology annotation, cellular component: membrane.